Molecule: messenger RNA, 845 nt
Organism: Phaedon cochleariae (mustard beetle)
Lineage: Eukaryota; Metazoa; Arthropoda; Insecta; Coleoptera; Chrysomelidae
Source: the annotation of a GenBank genome assembly
UUAUUAUAAAGAUAUCCUCAAAGCUGCUGGAUUCAGUAUCACCCCUGAACAAUAGUCAUUAACAAGUGUGGGUUGAACCAGACCAAACGACAAACAUGAAAACCUUGAUUGUAGCCUGUCUCUUGGUGAGCGUAGCCUUCGCCUCAGAAAAGGAUAAAGAAGUCAAAAAAGAUAAGAAGGUCGACAAGCGUGGGCUCCUAGGCCUCGGAAUCCAUGGUGCCGGUCUAGGUUUGGACGGUGGUUUAGGUCUCAACAGUGGUCUUGGAAUCAACAGCGGCCUUGGUCUUGGUAUUGGUGAUGGUCUAGGUUUGGGUCUUGGAGGUGGUUCUAUCGCUGUAGGUGCCCCCAUUGGCAUUGCUGGCAGUCCCAUAGGAAUUGCUGCACCUGGUGUCGAAUUGGGAAGACACACCCACACUCACACCACCAUCACCAGGAACAUUGGUGUCCCAGUCCCACAACCCGUUGCUGUGCCUGUCGACAGACCAGUACCUGUAUCUGUACCAGUCAAUGUACCUGUAGCCGUUGACCGUCCAGUACCCGUCGAAGUACCCAGACCAUACCCUGUCGCCGUUGACAGACCCAUCGCUGUACCUGUAGACAGGCCUGUAGGUGUCCCCGUUCCUCACCCAGUACCAGUUGCCGUACCCAGACCAGUCGGAAUCGCUAUCCCAAGACCUAUUGCUGUCCCAGUUGCUCAUCCAGUUCCAGUUAUAUCCAAAACCAUCUUGACUGGGGGCCACGGUAUCCACGGAUGGUAAUCAAUAAAAUGGAAUUUCUGUUUCAAUACUUACUGAAUUUCCAUUAAUGUAUAUAGAAGAGACAAUAAAAUUUUUCACCUAGACAAU